CUAGAACGUCAUAUAGCACGUGUGCAUAAUUCACGUCGUCAGUGUUUGUCGUGUGCUGAGAAUUUCUCGUCAAUAGCGCAGUACUGUAGUCAUAUGCGUAUCAUUCAUGCGAUGAUAACGUGCGCCUAUUGUGGUGCUGAGAUGGAGAGCGAUUCAAAGAGGCAUCGUGAGCUGUUCCAUUGGCGUCGCCUGCCAAAACCUCGUGCACAAACCACUGUUCACGUGUCUCACUUCACACAAUCGUCAGAUUGUUCUGCAAAUAACAAUGAACAAGAGCAAAAAGCGAUGCUGAUGGUUCGAAAUGAACAGCCAUAA
Messenger RNA from Anisakis simplex (herring worm), 315 nucleotides. Lineage: Eukaryota; Metazoa; Nematoda; Chromadorea; Rhabditida; Anisakidae. The record is from the annotation of a GenBank genome assembly.